Molecule: messenger RNA, 3882 nt
Organism: Ooceraea biroi (clonal raider ant)
Lineage: Eukaryota; Metazoa; Arthropoda; Insecta; Hymenoptera; Formicidae
Product: protein smoothened
Biological process (GO): central nervous system development; pattern specification process; commissural neuron axon guidance
Cellular component (GO): plasma membrane; dendrite; cilium
Molecular function (GO): transmembrane signaling receptor activity; patched binding
Source: RefSeq, a predicted model, not a curated record
GUCAAAUGAGAAGAAGAUAGAAAGUGUCUAGAAGCGUUUCGAAGCAUGACUUGGACCGUACCCACUAUCGCAGGUUACAGGGGUGGAGUGGCACCUAUGAUCAAGGUUGAGCAAGAAUGUGAUCCAUGCGUGGUCUCGUUUCGUUCUUUCUGAAUUUUCUCGACGACUGUGGAAGAUGCAAGACGUAUCAUCCAACCGAAACAGAAACUGUGCCUCGUGGCUAGCGAUAAUCGCAAGAGAAGAUUGACGAUGAGACUUCUGCUGUGGACAGUUUGCCUCAUUGGCUUGCUGCUUCAUGGGUGCUAUACUUCAUCCUUGGAACUGGAAGAUAGAUUUACAACUAAUAGUAAUUGUGAAACUACCACAUGGAAAAGCAUAGAGUUAACGCACAAGGAAUCCAAGUAUCUGUUGAAUUAUCCUAUAGGAGAAUUGUCGCCGGAUGCUUCGCUGUGUCGCAGACCUGCAAAGUGCAUUCCACUAGAUAAAGAUAGCUAUUGCAUGAGUGCGAAAUUACCUUACUCAAGUACCACGUUAGAUCUUAUACCAGGAGGUGUAACUCAAGACGUUAUCAAGGACAAAUUGCACCAAUUACAAACCUUGAAACAUGUACCAAAGUGCUGGGCUGUCGUUCAACCAUUUUUAUGCUCGAUAUUUAUGCCAAAAUGCGUCAACGAUACAGUCGCGCUGCCAUCUCGAGAGAUGUGCAAGAUGAUAUCUGGGCCCUGCAGGCUGCUGCUCAAUCAUACCAUCUGGCCAAGUUUCAUAAGAUGCGACAAUGCGGAAUUAUUUCCGCAAUCGUGCAAGAGCAACGUCAGAGAGUUGAAAUUUAAUACUUCUGGCGAAUGUUUGAAGCCUCUUGUGCCUACUGACAAUGCUCUUUCGAUCUUUGACGGGGUGGAGGGCUGUGGAACGCAAUGUUACGAUCCGCUAUACACGUUUGACGAGCAUACUCAACUACAUUCGUUCAUCGUGUGGUGUGCGGGCAUCUGCUGUGCCUUCAAUUUUCUUGCCGUGGUAACGUUUCUGAUAGAUUGGAGGAACGCUUGUAAGUAUCCAGCGCUCGUGAUAUUUUAUAUAAAUGGUUGUUUCAUGGUGUCUUGCAUUGGCUGGCUAGCUCAGUUCGUUGCCAGCCGGGACGCAAUUAUAUGUCGCAAAGAUGGAACGUUAAGGACGAAGGAACCGGGCGGGCAAAAUCUGUCUUGCGUUAUCACCUUCGCUCUCGUGUAUUACUUUUUGAUGGCAGCGAUGAUAUGGUUCGUCAUAUUGACGUACGCCUGGCACAGAAGCUGCCGAGCGCUUGGUAAGAUAAAAGAUCGGAUAGACAAAAAGAGCGCCUCCUUCCAUCUGAUCGCUUGGUGCUUACCGCUCAUCUUAACGGUCAUGAUCAUGGGACUGGGCGAAAUUGACGGUAACAGCGUGAUGGGAAUAUGCUUCGUGGGUUACACUAAUCACGUAGUGAGAGCUGCAUUUGUGUUGGGACCAAUUGUUUUGGGCGCACUCAUUGGAGGAUGCUUCUUGUGUAGAGGACUCUACAUGCUUAUUUGCUUCAAAAUUAGCUGUCGAGAAAUCAUAUCGAACAAAUUGAGUUCAAAAAUAAAACACAUCUUGAUCAGGAUGGGGGUGUUCUCUUCACUGAUUAUUGCUGCAGUUGUUGUGACAGUUUAUUGUCACGUUUGUGAGAUGAUAUACUCUUGGCAAUGGAAGCAGAGCUUUAGAGAUUACAUGAUAUGCAAGAUAACGACGAAAUAUUCAGAUAUGUCGGAAAGUGAAUGUAAAAUGAGCGUAAGACCAAGCACGGGUAAAUUGCAGUUACAUUUGUUCGCGCUAUUUUCCACUGGCAUAAUUAUGUCCUCGUGGGUUUGGACUAGUUCGACGGUGGAUGCAUGGCUCAGAUUUCUAAAAAGCAUGCUCUCCUUCCUUGUUUGCAGAGCCUUUACUCACGAGGUCGAGGAUCCCGUAAGACUGAGCAAGCACAAGCUCAUCGCACGUUUAUUUGCGAAUCGCAAAACGUUCAACAGGGCCGGGCGAUUGUCUUUAAGUUUUCGUAACAGCCACGAGGAUCCGGUUGGACUGGACUUCGAUCUCAACUCCGAGGCUACGCGAGAUAUCAGUUCCACUUGGGCAGCCGCCCUGCCCAACUUGGUGACGCGAAGGUGCGCACUGGUCGGCGGUGUUACCGCAUCCGUGUCCAGUAAUAGAAGAAACUCGCUCGACUCCGAAAUCAAUAGCUACAAAUGCGUAUCCAGGGAAUCCAGGCGAAACUCAUUGGAUUCGCAGAUAUCGGUGCAAAUUUCACAGAUGAUGAAGACGGUGACGGUGGUCCCCUGUUGGCCCCGCAUCCGCUACGGAAAGAACAGGCCAGAGUUUCUAAGAUCAAACAAAUGCGAUUCACCGCCCAGGCGAGACAGCAUUACCUCCCAAGACAGUCAAUUAGUGACGCAACCGUCUGCGAUCGAAGUGCAUAAUAUGGGUAGGAGACCCGGAAACGCUGGGCUUGAAGAGCGAGAUUUAGACUCGAGGAAUAAUAACGAGACUCAGAGUAUGCUGAUGCGCUUCCUACUGUCGCAGGGAGAACAUAGCGGUAGCGUCGAAAAUGCCGAGGCUAUCGUCGAGGAGAAUCAAUAUGUACCUGAUAAGAACGUCGACGAGAUGGACAAAAUGGAGAAGGGGGACGAAUCGGAUGCUGACAGUGAGAACAGUCGUUUGGAAGAAAAAGUGAAGACACCGGAUUUCGAGGAGGUGAAUGAGUGUAGCAGGAAUAAAAGCAAUAAAGAUAAUAAGAAUUAUAGGGCUUAUGUUCACGAGAAUAACAGAAGAAAUCGUAAGAGCAACCGUAGAAGCAAGUACACCCUGCAGCAGGAUGCUGCGUCGCAGCAUCUGCUUCAAGAAAAUGACAAUCUCAAAGCAAAGAGCGAAAAGGAGAAGGGAGCGUAUAGGAGAACUCCUAUAGCGAUGCGUGAUUCGAGCUCAAGUGUCUCCUCGUCUAGUCUAGAAUUAAGUAGAUUAUUGCGGAAUGACGAACAGCCUAAGGCCAGAGAGAUAGCGACGCAAACCUCGCCGCUACCGCUCGACAUGCUGGAAAUGGAAGAGCUGAAACAGAGCAUUGACGACAUAAUCAAUAGUAGGAAUUCCAAGGGAACACAAAUAUCGCCGCGGUUUAAAAGCAAACACAUAACGUAAGACUGAGAAUUCUUUCUAAUGAAGUAUUUGACUGUAGCGUGUGUGUGUGUAUAUAUAGACGUUCAACGAAAAUGAUCAUCGUAUAAAAUGAGCUCUUUUUCUCUCGAGGGGUGCACAGAUGAAAUAUUCACAUGUGCAUCGAUAGAUAUCAGGAAAUGUUUAUGUAGUGUGAAAAUAUAUUACCUCUCUAAGUAUUUAUUGAAAUUAUUGUAAGGACAGGCAUGACUUUUGCGACAGACUUUCUUUUUACCUAAAACUUAUAUUUCUUGAACAAGAAUGAGAGAUCUCAUGAUGCUUUUUAUUGAUGUUUUGUUGACUGUUAAAUUAUAUAGGUAGAAGACAAUAAUGAAAGUUUAUUCAAUAAUAUCGAGAACAUACUCAAUAGAUGGACGUAAGAUGGAUAAUAACAUCGAGAUAUUUUUCGAGAUAUUAUUUUAUUAUUGCUGAAAUAACAGUCAGUAGGAUACUUUGACAACUCGCAUCGAGUGUUAAAUAAUGUAAUUUGUCUACGACACUAUAGACUACGAAAUCCUAAAUAUGCGCUUUGUAAGCGCUAUUGUUUUACAACAAUGGAAACCAUUGUACUCCUAAUGUUGUAAAUAUAUUUUCGAACCUUUAUAAGGUAUAUUAUCGGAUAUAUCGAAUAUUUAGUUUAUACGAUAUAUUUUUUUAAUAAGUAAUCGAAUAAAAUGUGUUUUAUAA